AUGGACAUAAAACUACUAACCUCAUCAGGCGUCCCCUUCUCCUCCCUCCCGCCGAGCUACGUCCGGCCCGAAUCCGACCGCCCCCGCCUCUCCGAAGUCGUCGAUGGCCUCGACAUUCCCGUCAUCGACCUCUCCGUUGCCGUCGACAGGUCCCGGCUCGUGUCUCUGGUCGGCGACGCCUGCACCAAUUUCGGCAUCUUCCAGGUGAUUAACCAUGGGGUUGGGUCGGGUGCGGCGGAGGAGAUGCUGAGGGUGGCCGCGGAAUUCUUCGAGCUGCCGGCGGAGGAGAAGAUGAAGCUCUACUCCGACGACCCGGCGAAGACGACGAGGCUGUCGACGAGCUUUAAUGUGAAGAAGGAGAAAGUGCAUAAUUGGAGGGAUUACUUGAGGCUCCACUGUUAUCCACUUCCUAAGUACGCACCUGAGUGGCCUUCCAAUCCCCCUUCUUUCAGGGAAACCGUGAGCAAUUACUGCCAAGAAAUUCGAGAGCUAGGGUUCCUACUGGAAGAGCUGAUAUCGGAGAGCCUGGGCCUUGAAAAAGACUACAUCAAAAAGGUGUUGGGAGAUCAUCAACAAGGCCAGCACAUGGCCGUCAACUUCUACCCACCAUGCCCACAGCCGGAGCUCACCUACGGCUUGCCCAGCCACACCGACCCCAACGCCCUCACCAUCCUGCUUCAGGACCAGCUCGUCGCCGGCCUACAGGUCCUCAACGACGGCAGGUGGGUCGCCGUCAAUCCGCACCCGGGCGCCCUGGUCGUUAACAUCGGCGACCAGAUCCAGGCUCUGAGCAACGGGAGGUACAUGAGCGUGUGGCACAGGGCGAUCACGAACACGAAAACGACCAGGUUGUCGGUUUCUUCCUUCCUUUGCCCUCGGGAUGAUGCGUUGAUCAGCCCAACGCCGGAGCUGACUCGAGGGGACGAUGGAUCUUCAGGGGCGAUGUACAGGGGAUUCACGUAUGCAGAGUACUACAAGAAGUUCUGGAGCAGGAAUCUGGACCAGAAACACUGCUUGGAACUCUUCAGGAGCAAUUGA
Molecule: messenger RNA, 1038 nt
Organism: Linum trigynum
Lineage: Eukaryota; Viridiplantae; Streptophyta; Magnoliopsida; Malpighiales; Linaceae
Source: the annotation of a GenBank genome assembly